This is a messenger RNA of Populus euphratica (Euphrates poplar), 1448 nucleotides long. RefSeq names its product RAB geranylgeranyl transferase beta subunit 1 (gene RGTB1). Bases 113 to 1054 code for a protein of 313 amino acids. The transcript is spliced from 10 exons. Gene Ontology annotation, molecular function: Rab geranylgeranyltransferase activity. Lineage: Eukaryota; Viridiplantae; Streptophyta; Magnoliopsida; Malpighiales; Salicaceae. Gene Ontology annotation, cellular component: Rab-protein geranylgeranyltransferase complex. The record is from RefSeq and is a predicted model, not a curated record. Gene Ontology annotation, biological process: protein geranylgeranylation.
AACAUAAAAAAGAAUAGGCCAUAAAAGAUUCUAGCUUAGCUUCUCUGAUCUCUCGCCCUCCCCGGUCCCCAUCUCCCUCCCUCCCUCUGAUUCACCACCAAGAUUUCCACUGAUGGGAGAGUUAGUGGUUGAUAAACAUGUUAAAUACAUUUUAUCAGUUGAAAAGAGAAAGGAUAGUUUCGAAUCGGUGGUGUUGGAGCAUUUAAGAAUGAAUGGAGCGUAUUGGGGAUUGGCUACUUUGGAUCUUUUAGGAAAGCUUGAUGCUUUGGAUUCAAAUGAAGUUAUUGAAUGGAUCAUGAAGUGCCAACAUGAGUCUGGUGGAUUUGCUGGUAAUAUUGGGCAUGACCCCCAUAUGCUGUAUACCCUUAGUGCUGUACAAGUUUUGGCCCUUUUUGAUAAGCUAAAUGUUCUGGAUGCUGAUAAAGUUGCAAAUUAUAUUAGUGGGCUGCAAAAUGAAGAUGGAUCGUUUUCUGGGGACGAGUGGGGAGAAGUAGACUCUCGGUUUUCAUAUCUUGCAAUAUGUUGUCUGUCUAUUUUGCAUUGUCUGGAUAAAAUAAACAUGGAGAAGGCAGUGAAUUACAUUGCAAGUUGCAAAAAUGUGGAUGGAGGAUUUGGAUGCACUCCUGGCGGAGAGUCUCAUGCUGGCCAGAUUUUCUGUUGUGUGGGUGCUCUGGCUAUUACGGGGUCUCUGCAUCAUGUUGACAAGGACCUCCUUGGCUGGUGGCUAUGUGAACGCCAAGUCAAAUCUGGAGGUCUAAAUGGUCGCCCUGAGAAACUUCCUGAUGUUUGCUAUUCAUGGUGGGUUCUUUCCAGCCUGAUUAUGAUUGACAGAGUUCAUUGGAUUAACAAGGACAAGCUAGUUAAGUUCAUUUUAAACUGUCAGGAUACAGAAAAUGGAGGAAUUUCAGAUAGACCAGAAGAUGCUGUUGAUGUAUACCAUACAUAUUUUGGAGUAGCUGGGCUUUCGCUUCUUGAAUAUCCAGGAUUGAAAGCCAUAGAUCCAGCUCAUGCUCUACCCGUUGAUGUUGUAAACAGGAUUUUCUUCCAGAAAUAGUUAAGGCAAAAAUCAUUCAACAAGAACAUGCUGAUAUUACUUUCACUGAUCUGUUCACGUCGGAAGUUCUCUUCCAGACGUGCCAACUCCAUUCUCUUGUUAUUGCUAAUAACUCUCGGAUCUUCAAUGGAACCAGUUUGUCAUCAUCUUAAACUUCAUCGCUGGAUGUUUUUCGCUUUAUCUUGUAUAUAACAAGGAAGCGUCACGAAUUGGUUGGAAAUAUGGAAAACUUUAAAGGUUAACAUGGAUGCUUGACAUUUCACUUUAUUUUCUGUCACCCAACCAAUUAAGUGAGCCCACUAAAACAAUUUGGAGGCAUGUAUUUUGAACCAAGACGAUCAUAUUAACUGGCGGCCGCCAUUUACUCUUAGGUUUCACUUUUAUUUUCAUGUCA